Cylindrotheca closterium is the source of this 1506-nucleotide messenger RNA. Lineage: Eukaryota; Bacillariophyta; Bacillariophyceae; Bacillariales; Bacillariaceae. The record is from the annotation of a GenBank genome assembly.
AUGACUUCUACUUUCCGACGAUUUUUCACGGGUAGUACUGAUUCCAAUGCGGCGCCUGCAAAUGGAAAUGGUGUCAAAUCAACAGAAGACGAUAGUAAUGGUGCAAUCCCAUCCACGGAAGCCACUAGGUUACUUGGACAAAUAAACAAUGGUCAAGAUGUGGAAGAUCCUGGCAUUGAUUUGCUUCAUCCAGUUCCAGAGAAAUCACCCUCCGUCAAGGAAUUGUACUUCAAUGAGAGCAACCCAACUGUUCAGAGGUACUAUCGAUUUGCGGCGACACCCAUUACUCCCAUUGUGGCCUUGCAUAAAAAGCCAGGUACCGGUGGAUCUGCCAUUAUUCAAUCGGGUGUCACUGGUUUGCUACGGCGGAGUACCGUGGUCCCAUCGCAUGGAACGGACGAGUCUGGAGACUGGAUUUUGGUAAGCGUCGGAGGUCGGAGUGGAUGGGCCCGCAAAAAGUUGCCCCAUCAACACUUUUCAGGAUUUACGCUAGCCGACAAAUUCCAAGCAACGGAAGCUUGGAUGGGGAAUCAUGCCUUCUUGUGCAAGGGCAAGGUCAUGUUGGGAAGUGAUUCACCAAGUCUUUUCUUUACCAACUUUUUGUUGCUGGUAGGAUAUGCCUUGCAGUUUGCCCUGGUCAUUCCCACUUUGUUGAAGAUUCAAGAGGAAGACCCCAACCCAAUUUACCACUACAUUAGCGUGGAUAUAGUAUUCUGGGCUAGUGUAGCCGUGGCAAUCCUUGCCUUUGUCUUCUUGUGGGUCACUGCUGUAAUGGAUCCUGGAAUUAUUCCACCUGUGUCCAGUCCUGUGAAGGCACCCAUUCCACAUCACUUACCAAUUGGAGGACCUCUGGGAUAUCGAUAUUGCUCAACUUGUAACAUCUUUCGACCGCCGCGAAGUAAACAUUGCAACUCAUGUAAUGUUUGCGUUUCUGAAUUUGAUCAUCACUGCCCAUGGGUCGGGACGUGCAUUGGUGAACGAAAUUACAGAUUCUUUUUCAUGUUUCUGGUGAAUAUUUCAAUCAUGACCAUCUUGACGACUCUUUGUUCCAUGCUUAUCUUCCUUCAUACCUACCUGGGUGUUGAAAUCGACGAAGACACAACACUACUUGGACACAUAUGGAAGGCAAUAUCGGAAAUCAAGAUCAUUUUUGUCUUUGGAUCCUUCACACUACUCUGUGCUUGGUCGUUGGUCUCACUACUACUCUUUCAUGGAAUGAUCAUUUCCGCCGCACAAACCACGAAUGAACGAGUGAGAGGAGUGUACAGUGCUGGAUCCCUGGACAACCUUGCGGAUAAGGGAUGCUGGCGCAACUGGUUUCGAGCCUUUUGCAAACCAGUUGCAGUAACUAGGCUGCCGAAAGAUAUGUCCGAUACGGCGGAGUGUGCAUACAGUGAAGAGGAAACAGUGUGGGACGAAGAUGCACAUGCAGCAGUCGAAGAUCCAACUGCACCAACGAUAAACACCAGCAAGAACAAAAAUGGCGCGGAUGCACAAGAGGCGUGA